GACUCGACUGAUGUAAACAAAACACAGGAACAGCUGAGAGGAGGCGCUGCUUGGGGAAGGAGCAUCAAUAAAACGCCAUUUUCCGCGGGUCUAUCCACUGUGCAGGGGUUUUAUACGUUUAUAUUUCUUCUUCGCGUUACGUUCACUUAGUCAUUAUGAAUAACCAAGUCAAACCAUUCAGGGAAAGGAGGAGUUUCGCCCAGAGACAGCGAGAUGUGGAGCAGAUACGAGAGCAGCACCCCAACAAGGUUCCUGUGAUUAUUGAGCGGUAUCCUGGGGAGAGGCACCUUCCUCUCCUUGACAAGACCAAGUUCCUUGUGCCAGAUCAUGUGACAAUGGGGGAGCUUGUCAAGAUCCUAAGGCGUCGUCUACAGUUGCACCCAACCCAAGCCUUCUUCCUCCUGAUUAAUCAGCGUGCUUUAGCUAGUGUCUCAAAUACUUUGGCUCAGGUAUACGAACACCACCACCAUGAGGAUGGAUUCCUCUACAUGGUGUAUGCUUCUCAGGAGGUGUUUGGUCAAUGAUGCUCGUGAUGCAAGUUGGAUGAUCAUCCAUGCUUUUUCGGAUUGGAGAAUGAACUGUUAGUUUCCAUAGGAGGUCCAGACACUUAAUUAUCAGAGUGAAUGGACUGAGAAAAUGGACAGUGAUUUUUUUUUUUCUCCUUGUGUAGGAUUACGGCAACACUACAUGAUACUGUGUGUGUAUAAAAUCUUCAGCAUGUGAGUGAUUUGAAGGAUAUACUGUCUAUGAGUGUUAGUGAAUGGUAUCCAUGGGUUAGCGAUUAGAGAACUGUAGUUCUUAAUAAAUGAAGAAGAAAGUGGUUUUGAAAUGAUGUUACACAAGGAAUUUCUCAAGUGCACUUGUGUCAUAAUAAACAUUUUUGAAGAUUGGUGCAUUUAGUAAUUGUAACUCUUAUGAAUAUUUAUUUUUGUCUUUAUUUUACCUCAUGGUAUAUUCCCAUAUCUAAUUUAUGUACAAGCUGCAGAUAUACUUGUAAUGUAUAGUUAUUGGAAAUGUUAUAAAAUUUCAACUAAACUUAAGCUCCAAAUGAAAAAGAAAUAUUUUAUACUUGAUUAGUUCUAACUGCCUAACUAUUACAAUGACAGCUAGCUUAUGGUGGUUUAAUACACAUCUUUUUCCAUCGCUUCAUUCUUUAUUACAUUAAGUUGACAAAAAUAUUAACUUACAUUCACCACAUUUCUCCCCCCCCCCCCCAUCAAGCCUAUUGCUUCACAUUCAUUAUUAUUUUGCAGCAGUUAGCACCAGGUUUUAUGACCUUUGCUCUGGUUGCUGUCAUUUAUUUUCAGAGAUGACAGGUCACAGAAAGUCAGUAAAUGUAAUUUUUGCCAGCUUCUCUCCAUUCUCUAAGAAAAC
This is a messenger RNA of Penaeus monodon (black tiger shrimp), 1374 nucleotides long. RefSeq names its product microtubule-associated proteins 1A/1B light chain 3A-like. Gene Ontology annotation, biological process: autophagosome assembly; autophagy of mitochondrion; macroautophagy. Gene Ontology annotation, cellular component: autophagosome membrane; autophagosome; cytosol. The record is from RefSeq and is a predicted model, not a curated record. NCBI's taxonomy places the organism in Eukaryota, Metazoa, Arthropoda, Malacostraca, Decapoda, Penaeidae. Gene Ontology annotation, molecular function: ubiquitin protein ligase binding.